Messenger RNA from Penicillium arizonense, 495 nucleotides. Its product is annotated as hydrophobin family protein. Gene Ontology annotation, molecular function: structural constituent of cell wall. The transcript has 2 exons. NCBI's taxonomy places the organism in Eukaryota, Fungi, Ascomycota, Eurotiomycetes, Eurotiales, Aspergillaceae. The record is from RefSeq and is a predicted model, not a curated record. Gene Ontology annotation, cellular component: fungal-type cell wall. Bases 1 to 495 code for a protein of 164 amino acids.
AUGCAGUUCACUAUCUCCGCCGUCUUGGCCCUCGCCGCCACUGUCGCUGCUCUUCCUCCCGUCGGACCAUCCUCCGCUGGUGGUGAGGGCAACGCCAACGGCGUCGCCAACAAGGGGAACACCAACGUCCGCUUCCCUGUCCCUGAUGACAUGACUGUCAAGCAGGCUCAGGCCAAGUGUGGUGACCAGGCCCAGCUCUCUUGCUGCAACAAGGCCACCUACGCCGGUGACACCACCGAUGUCAACUCUGGCAUGCUCGGCGGCACCCUCAGCAACCUCAUCGGCUCCGGCUCCGGUGCUGACGGUCUCGGUCUCUUCGACCAGUGCUCCAAGCUCGACCUCCAGAUCCCUAUCAUUAUUGCCAUCCCCAUCCAGGAUCUCAUCAACCAGAAGUGCAAGCAGAACAUUGCCUGUUGCCAGAACUCCCCCUCCAGCGCCAACUCCGACCUCGUCGGCCUCGGCCUGCCCUGCAUUGCCCUUGGAUCCAUCCUCUAA